GCAAAUUCUUCCAAAAGGAUCAGAUUAAACACUAAACAUUGUGUAAAUUAAAAAAAUCUUCUGCUUCGAACGAUAACUUCCGGUUUUGGAACUCUUUUGUACUUCCUUUUAACGUCGGCCAUCAGUUAGAGACAUGGCCCCGAAGAGGAACAACGUUAUCCCAAAUGGGCAUUUUCACAAAGACUGGCAACGUUACGUGAGGAAUUGGUUCAACCAGCCUGCCAGAAAACAGAGGCGACAUGAUAACAGAGUCAAGAAAGCUCGCCGCAUUGCUCCAAGGCCAGUCGCUGGAUCUCUGAGACCCAUUGUCAGAUGUCCAACAUUCAAGUACAACACCAAAAUCAGGGCUGGCAAAGGAUUCACACUUGACGAGCUUAAGGCUGCUGGGAUUAACAAAAAGCUUGCCCUUACUAUUGGAAUUGCUGUUGACUACAGGCGUAAAAACAAGAGUCUGGAAUCACAGCAGCAAAACACUCAGAGACUGAAGGAGUACAAGUCCAAACUGAUCCUCUUCCCCAAGAAACAGAGCAAACCCAAGAAGGGAGAUGCCACAGAGGAGGAAAUCAAGAUGGCAACUCAGUUGACUGGCCUAGUUAUGCCAAUCAAAAAAGCAUACAAACCUGAAAAAGCAAGGAAAAUUACUGAUGCAGAGAAGAAAUUCAGUGCUUUCACUGCUCUCCGUCAAGCCCGUGCUGCCAAGAGACUGCAGGGCUUCCGCGAGAAGAAGGCCAGAGAAAAGGCAGAGGAGGAGGCCAACAAGCCCAAAAAAUAAACUUCACUGUCCUUACAAUAAAUAUGUACAAAGAA
Molecule: messenger RNA, 807 nt
Organism: Magallana angulata
Lineage: Eukaryota; Metazoa; Mollusca; Bivalvia; Ostreida; Ostreidae
Product: 60S ribosomal protein L13-like
Exons: 4
Coding region: 134-772 (212 amino acids)
Biological process (GO): translation
Cellular component (GO): cytosolic large ribosomal subunit; ribosome
Molecular function (GO): structural constituent of ribosome; RNA binding
Source: RefSeq, a predicted model, not a curated record